Aspergillus calidoustus is the source of this 2103-nucleotide messenger RNA. NCBI's taxonomy places the organism in Eukaryota, Fungi, Ascomycota, Eurotiomycetes, Eurotiales, Aspergillaceae. The record is from the annotation of a GenBank genome assembly.
AUGACUAUCACAAACGGAGCUCAUCCCGAAAUCCGACCUCUCAAGGUCCUGAUCGUUGGCGCUGGCAUUGGCGGAUUGACCGCAGCCAUCGCUUUGCGCAACCAGGGGCAUGACAUUCAGAUUUUUGAGCAGUCGCACCUUGCGACAGAAACAGGGGCAGCCAUCCAUCUCGCCCCUAACGCCAAUGGCCUUCUCCGGCGCCUGGGAAUUUUCGCAGAGGAGUUUGGUGCGAAUCCAAUGGAACGACUUGUCGAGUAUAGUGCCACUGGUGAAUUGCGAAGAGAGAUGGAACUGACGGAGUCAAAUAAGAAAUGGCUUCAUCCCUGGCUUCUUGCGCACCGCAUCGACCUGCAUAACCACUUGAAGCGUGUUGUCACGACUUCCACAGAACAUUAUCCGGCUGUUGCACUCCAUACAGGAUCCCGGAUUGCAUGUGUGGACGCCGAGACUGCGACAAUCACGCUUCAGGAUGGUACCCAGGUCCAAGGCGAUGUGGUGGUUGGUGCAGAUGGUGUGCACUCGGUGACCCGACAUGCGAUACCCGGUGGCCAGUUGAAAGCAGCGUGUCGAGGCAAAAGCGCGUUCCGAUUUCUGGUCUCCAAGGACGCGGCCCUAAGUGAUCCGAUCACAGCGAGGCUUGUCCAGCAUCAGGGCCAGCUGAGCAUCUGGUACAGCAGCGAUCGACGUAUUAUCAUGUAUCCCACCUCGCACAACACUGUUCUAAACUUCGUUGCCAUCCAUCCCGAAGCCGAAUCUGCGACAGAGAGCGACGACACUUGGGGGCAACAGGGCAACUUGGACAAGAUGCUGCACAUCUUUAAGGGAUUCGACCCGGCCAUUCUUUCUCUCCUGGGCAAAGCCGGUCCACAGACUGUCAAGGUGUGGAGGCUCCUGGACAUGGAUGUCAUUCCGCAGUGGCAUCACCAUCGCUUAGCGCUGCUGGGCGAUGCGGCGCAUCCUUUCCUGCCACAUCAGGGCCAGGGCGGAGGUGUCGCCAUCGAAGAUGCAAUCUCUCUCUCUGUUGUGCUGGGCAAAGGCACACCAGUUGCUGAGGUACACGAGCGUCUGAAGCUGUACCACGACAUCCGCCAUGAGCGCGCCACUCGCAUUCAGGGAUUCUCGCGCCUGAUUGGCGAAGAUCGUACGGGGGACAACGAGCUGGACAUGUAUGGCUUUGCAAACUACAACUUCGGCCACGACGAGUUCGAUAACUCGACCCAAAGGCUGCGGGAGUGGACAUGGAACCGCAUCCCCAACCCGUACUGGCGGAUGCCGAUUCCAUUCGGACCCAUGCCAGGCCCACGCCAGACGCAUCUAGGUGUGCCACGCGACGGGACAAACUCUACCUUCACGACCGCCUCAAUCAAGUUCAAGACGUCGCGAACGGUGCUGCAGAAUCUGUUCCCGCCUGGUCGCAAGGGUUGGCGAUUUACUUCGCCGGAGACUGUUGCUUACGCUUCAUUCUCGCAGACCACGCUGGGGAAAAUGGAGUGGCUUGGCGGAUCCGGGUACAAGCACAUUGGUCUGUAUGUUCACGGUGUUGAAUAUGUCAAGGAUGAUGGGUCCGUUGUCCAGGGCACAUACCUGCCGAUCCUGUUCGAGUCCCUGACAGAUCCCAUUGUCUCCGGCCGAGAGGAACUCGGUAUGCCCAAGCUGUACACCUCUGUCGACGUUUAUCGGCGCUCGCACUCGUACCGUAUCCGCACAGGAUGGGAAGGCGCACUAUGGGGCAAUUUCCUCCUAGAAGACCUCGUUGAAGUCGACCCCUCCACCACAACCGGCGCACUAAGCGGCGAAGCCGACGCCGGAAUCCUCGCAUAUAAAUACAUCCCAAAGACCGGCCGCGAGAACAAAAACGUCGCCGCGGAGGAGUAUGCGAUCUUCGACGCGUUCGCCAAGGCUGUGCCAACCCCGCGGCCGCAAAAGGUGUACACGACGAAAAAGGCGAGUAUUCAGAUUGAUCCGCUGGACUGGGAGCAGCUGCCGACUCUCCAUCAUGUUAUUUCAAGGUUGGCGGAGGUUCCUGUCUUUGAGAUUGUUGGGGCCAAAGUUGUUGAGGGGACGGGGGUUCCUGAUGUAUCGGGGGCUGCGCCAAUUGAGUAG